Molecule: messenger RNA, 229 nt
Organism: Racocetra persica
Lineage: Eukaryota; Fungi; Glomeromycota; Glomeromycetes; Diversisporales; Gigasporaceae
Source: the annotation of a GenBank genome assembly
AAGAUUUAUAGAAGAUUUUGGUGAAGAAUCUAAAGAAAGUUCUAGUAGAAAGUCUAACAAACAAUCAAAUGAAACUCUCAACAAAUACUCUAAUGAAGCUUCUAAUAAAACUUCUAAUGAAACUUCCAAUGAUAGCUCUAAUGAUAGCUCUAGCAAUGAUUCUAGUAACGAUUUCAGCAACAACUCCAGUGACAACUCUAGCGAUAACAACUUCAAAACUACGAUUUCA